AUGGAUUGCGUCGCUUUGCAAGAUAACCGAUACAAGAUGCCAGCUGCUAGCUUCGGGUCAUUGUCUCAGCUUCCAGGAAAUAGUGACUGUGGAAUAAAAGAUGUUUGGAAUCGUAAUUUACAUGAAGAAUUCCAAAUAAUAAGACAGGUUGUACAGAAAUACCACUGGGUUGCAAUGGACACUGAGUUCCCAGGAGUUGUUGCUCGUCCUAUUGGUGAGUUUAGAUCCACUGCGGACUAUCAGUAUCAGCUAUUGAGAUGUAAUGUUGAUCUUCUAAGAAUAAUUCAGUUGGGUCUCACAUUCAUGGAUGAAAACGGAAAAACUCCACCUGGAUACACCACAUGGCAAUUCAAUUUUAAAUUUAAUUUGCAAGAAGACAUGUAUGCGCAAGAUUCAAUUGAUUUGUUGCAAAACUCGGGAUUACAAUUCAGGAAACAUGAAGAGGAUGGUAUCGAACCUUUGGAGUUUGCUGAACUACUCAUGUCAUCAGGUCUUGUACUAAUGGAUAAUAUAAAAUGGCUCAGUUUUCACUCUGGCUAUGAUUUUGGCUAUCUACUAAAACUACUAACAGACCAGAAUCUACCUCAAGAUGAGAAUGAUUUCUUUGAAAGCUUAAGGUUAUAUUUUCCUACUGUAUAUGAUGUAAAGUAUCUAAUGAAACUGUGCAAAAACUUAAAAGGAGGACUUCAAGAAGUAGCUGACCAGCUAGAAUUAAGACGAGUAGGUCCACAACAUCAAGCUGGUUCUGACUCACAUCUAACAGGAAUGGCAUUCUUCAAAAUAAAAGAGAUUUUCUUUGACGACAACAUCGAAAGUUCUAGUGGUCAUUUGUAUGGACUGGGAGCACCAUUUUCAGUGAAUGUCAACAACUUCCAAGAUAAUGGUGAAAAUGGCAACUCAUCCUGA
This is a messenger RNA of Arctia plantaginis, 906 nucleotides long. The record is from the annotation of a GenBank genome assembly. Lineage: Eukaryota; Metazoa; Arthropoda; Insecta; Lepidoptera; Erebidae.